Molecule: messenger RNA, 1910 nt
Organism: Prosopis cineraria
Lineage: Eukaryota; Viridiplantae; Streptophyta; Magnoliopsida; Fabales; Fabaceae
Product: senescence-associated protein AAF, chlorolplastic-like
Exons: 14
Coding region: 1-1584 (527 amino acids)
Biological process (GO): cellular response to oxidative stress; leaf senescence
Cellular component (GO): chloroplast
Source: RefSeq, a predicted model, not a curated record
AUGAGGCAGGCAAUCAUAUCUGAAGGAAUAGUGACGUGGAGGUCCAUUCGAAACCGGUCUCGUCGUUUCUCUCCGCUCGGAGGCCCACCGGCCGUUCCUCCUCACACAGUACUCAUUCACACUCGAAACCCUCACAUCACGGUACUGUCUUCCUCCUUCUCCUCCUCCAAGACUCCAACUCAGUGUCAAGGUCCUCUCUCUUUGUUCAUUGUUGGCCGUUCAGCUAGCCAUCCUCACUCGCUUGCCUCUCACACCUUUCCUGGUCUUUCCCUUUCCAGGAAAUUGGAUUUCAUUCAACUGCCUUUUAAGAUGGCACUUGCUGCAAACAGGAUUCCAAGGGAUUCUGUUCUGACUCAUCAGACAUCUCUCUGUAGAUAUCACGAGAAGCAGAAUUUUUCCUUGUCAACGAUAAACAGAAUACAACUUUCAAGAAGUGGAAUGAGACACGGUCUUCUAGCAAAAAGAUCAGCCCUAUUGAGUGUGGGGCUUCAGUGCUUAUAUGGAAAACCAUUUAGAUUUAUCUCGAAGAAAGUUUUUUUCUUGUGCAAAUCUUCGAGAGCAAAUAAUACUGAAGAGAAAGAAUGUGAUACAACUUACGAUGAUGUUGCAGGCAUUAUUGGUUCACACACUAAAGCUAACAAAAGCGACCUCAUUCAUUCGGGUCAGGGCUUGGCUGGAGCUUGUACGUAUGCUCAUGAAGAUGCAAAGUUUUUGAAUGAAACAGCUCGUAGUGACAUUUCCUUGCUCUCAUGUGGCAUGACGACUUUGGAGGCCCAUGCACGCCAAUAUGUUGCUUUUCUAGGGACAGAAUUUCUCAAACUUGACGCUCGGGCUAGAGAGGAUACUGAGAUAAUUGACCAUAAAGUCAAGGAAAAGGCUAAGCUCCUUCAUCACCUUGCUACUAUCUUGAAGGACAAAGCUCAGGCCAGGUUGAAAAGUGCUGCUGAUGAGCAUUGGAGUGAUGGAGCCUUAAAGGCUGAUUUGCAUCUUGCUGACUUCCGAGCUAAACAACGUGCAAUAGAAGAUGCCCUGAUGGCCUUGGAGUUUGCAAAAAACAUCCAUGACAAGAUGGUUAACCGGAUGUAUGAAUUAAACAAAAGUUCUCUACCAGCAAAUAAUGUGGGAGGUUGUAUAAAAUAUCAGAAGAACACGGAAAUCAUUGAUUUCUUUCCCAUGGAUGUGUCUACUGACAAAAUUGCAGUUAUACAGGAAGCUUACUGGAGUAUGACAUCAGCACUUUCUGAAGCUGAUGGAAUUGAUUACACUGAUCCUGAAGAGCUUGAGUUGCUGAUUACUGCCCUUAUAGACCUUGAUGCAUUGGAUGGGAAGCAAAGUGCAUCCUUGUUGGCAGAGUGUGCAAGAUCUCCUGAUGUCAGUACACGACAAGCAUUAGCAAAUGCAUUGGCGAAAGCCCCAUCCACAUGGGCUUUAGGAAAUGCGGGCAUGGGAGCAUUACAGCGGCUGGCAAAAGAUAGCAGCCCCGCAAUCGCUGCUGCAGCAUCCAGAGCUAUUUAUAAAUUGAAUAAACAAUGGGAAAUAGAGGAAGGUUACGGCAGAGGGAAAACAAAGCAGCCGAGAAUCUGACAGCUAAGAAGAUACCUGCUGAGAUAUACUUGAAACCUUGAUCUCCUGAAGGUGAUUGCUGCUGGUGUGAGGAACUUGCUAUAUCUGAUGGUUAUAUGCAUUAUAGAACGCAGGGUAAGCUUUCCUUGUGUGUGCAGAAAGUGAGCAGACUGUUUCUCUGUCAGCAUAUAUUCAUUUAUGGGGCAAGUGGCGACAUCUGCAUAAUUCGGGGAGGGUAAAUUCAUGCGAUAGUGUAAAUUUAUUUCCCUUAAUGUUAGAUCAUCUAAAUAUGUUAGACAAAAUGAUUCUGUGAACAAAAUGAAAAUGAAACAUCAUUUUGCCUUUCC